AUCACUCCAAUGGUUUAGUUCAGCUCUAGUCGAGCAAUACUAAUAAAUAAAUAAUAUUUCUAAUCAAAGUUUAAAAAUUUAAUAAUAAAAUUCAUAAUAAUGGAAUAUCGGUGCCCAAGUUUUAGCCCAAGAAUUGGAAGUUUGGCUUAUACUCCGCCAUACACCUACGGUUCUUAUGAUUUUCGUGGCUCACCACUAAUGAGUGAAGAUGAGAUAGGUGUCCAUCAUUACUUGCGAUUUCCAACACCGCCAGUAACACCACCAAGAGAAUCUGCGGAUCUUAGCAGAGUGUCUUUGUCGCCACAACAAGAAGCAACCUGCAGCGCCACCGUGGAUAGCAGCAGGAAAAAGUCGGUCAUAAUGAAAGUCAGUUCGGACAAUCAAAUAACUGAAGUUAAUCCAGCUGCUAAGGAUCACGAUAGUAGUGCUUGUGAAAAUGAAUUGAUUUGCUGCUGGACCGAUUGUGGAAGAAUUUUUGAAAGCCUUGAAUUACUCGCUGCUCAUGUUACUCAAAUUCAUGCCAUUGCAUCAUUGGAUGGCCUCUACUACUGCAAAUGGGAGGGUUGUUCACGCACAACAAAAGGUUUCAAUGCGCGCUACAAAAUGCUUGUUCAUGUUCGCACCCACACCAAAGAAAAACCUCAUCAGUGUCAUUUGUGCGAGAAGAGUUUUUCGCGAGCGGAAAAUCUAAAAAUUCACAUACGUUCGCAUUCGGGAGAGAAGCCAUAUGUCUGCUCAUUUGAAGGCUGUCGAAAAGCAUACUCAAAUUCAUCGGAUCGAUUUAAGCAUACGCGUACCCACUCAAUGGAAAAACCAUAUGUCUGCAAAGUAGCCGGUUGUCAAAAGCGAUACACCGAUCCAUCGUCAUUGCGUAAGCAUGUGAAAACUUUCAAGCAUUCUGAACAAAUACGCGAAGAGCCAAAGCCAAUCAGUACAAUAGCUGAUGACAGUUACUCAAUGAGAACCAGUGAACGGUAUAUGCUGGAAGAACCAUAUGAAGAUCAGUUAUACAUAUCAUCGGGAACAUCACCCAGCUCUGAGUGCUUUAGUCGUUUUCCCAAAUCGUUUGAUCUGAAGUAUGACAGUUAUUAUUAUGGACCUCAUGUUCAGGCAGACUCUUACUGGCUUACUUCAAGUAAUCACAGUCAUAAGUUUGUUCUACCCAUGGAACCGAUGGACAUGGACUCACCUUUGGAUCUCAGUACAAAUAGAAGAUAGAAUACAUACAUAAUAAUGCAUACAAUCAAAGAAAAAAAAUCGUUUUUUCGUCUAGUCUUUUGUCUACUUAAUGUUUUUGUUUUUUUAAUUAAUUAUUUAUAUAUAAUUCAUCUUCAUAGAGUUUUUAUGUUAUUUUUUAAGAUAUGCAGCUAAAAAAUAAAGACUGUUAAUUAAUAAAAAAAAGUAUAAAAAUUA
Messenger RNA from Episyrphus balteatus (marmalade hoverfly), 1413 nucleotides. Its product is annotated as zinc finger protein GLIS2 homolog. Gene Ontology annotation, cellular component: nucleus. The record is from RefSeq and is a predicted model, not a curated record. The coding region runs from base 100 to 1218 and encodes 372 amino acids. The transcript is spliced from 2 exons. Gene Ontology annotation, molecular function: DNA-binding transcription factor activity, RNA polymerase II-specific; RNA polymerase II cis-regulatory region sequence-specific DNA binding. Gene Ontology annotation, biological process: regulation of transcription by RNA polymerase II; smoothened signaling pathway. Lineage: Eukaryota; Metazoa; Arthropoda; Insecta; Diptera; Syrphidae.